CAGCACAGUGGAAAAUGACAAAAGGAGUAAUAGUACCCGGAGCGAAGGCAUUGACGUUGUGGAAUAUCUAGUGUAAACGAAUUCAUCCAAAUUUGCACGGAUACAAUGGGCAGCGCUCAAUGAUCGCUAGUCCUUGAUAACAUGGGUGUGGAAGAAUAGGACUGCAACUAGAAAGGAUCAAAUAUGGCUGCUCAGAGAAUCCGGGCUACGAAUAACAACAACGUUCUUCCUCGCUGUAAAUCGGAAGGCACCCUCAUCGACUUGAGCGAUGGGAUACCUGAGCCAAGCUUCAGUGAUGUCAAAGUGCCUUCUCCGAGUGCCUUACUUCUGGAUAAGUCUGCCUCUUUUGGAAAUGCACGAGAAGUUGUUGCCAUCAAGGACUACUGCCCCACCAGCUUCACAACUUUGAAGUUCUGCAAGGGAGACCAUCUGUAUGUGUUGGACACCUCCGGAGGAGACUGGUGGUAUGCCCACAACAAUACUGAAAUGGGCUACAUCCCUGCUGCCUAUGUCCUGCCGGUCAAUCAUCGCAACUCCUCUCUCAGCGACAGCGGGAUGAUAGACAACCCCGGGGACAGUGCCGAUGAGGGAGCCAAAGAACUUGACUUCCUUGGGGAGUGGACGGAGGUCAUCACAAAGCAGUCUACCAAGACGUACGAGAACAAUCCCUUUUUGAACCGUUCCUCCACCAACCCUUUUCUCAACGGGGUUGUGCAGUUACCACUUGAUCAGAACAGUAUCGGGCAGAUAGGGUUGAAAGCGGUGGACUUGCUUCUCUUUGACUCCCUUUCCCCCAGCUCCUCCACCACCAACAGUUUCAGCAACAGCAUCUUUGACAACACUCCCUCUAGUCCUAAGCUGGAAGUGUGCCAAGCGCUAAGGCGGGACAAUCCCUUCUUCAGGAGCAAGCGUUCCUACAGCCUUUCGGAGCUCUCUAUCCUCCAAGCCCAGUCCAAUGCCCCUCCGACCUCCUCUGGGUUCUUCUCUGGUUUGAAAGCCCCAGCCCCAGAGCAGUUCCAGAGCAGGGAGGACUUUAGGGCAGCUUGGUUGAAUCAUCGGAAGCUGGCCAGAUCUUGCCAUGACUUGGACUCCCUCGGCCAGAACCCAGGCUGGGGUCAGACGCAACCAGUGGAGACAAACAUAGUGUGCAAACUGGAUAGCUGUGGUGGGGCUGUCCAGCUACCAGACACCAGCAUCAGUAUUCACGUACCUGAGGGCCACGUGGCUCCUGGAGACACCCAGCAGAUCUCCAUGAAAGCCUUGCUAGACCCACCGCUGGAGCUCAACAGUGACAAGUACUCCACAGUGAGCCCGGUGGUGGAGAUCAAGCUAAGUAACAUGGAGAUCAAGACCUUUAUCACCCUGGAAAUGAAAGUGUCUGUGGAGGUGAAGAAGGACAGCAAAAACACAGCAAAUGUUGUCUGUGUUAGGAGUGAUUGCAAAGAAGGGCCUUACUCUCCGAUACCCCAAGCAUACAUCUACGGGGACACUGUGCAGGUGCAGCUAGAUAACUUGGAGCCCUGCAUGUAUGUAGUGGUGAUUGUUCAAGCACAGAAUCUUACUCAACCCUCAACAGUAUGGGAUCACGUGGUGAAGAAGGUCACUCUUGGUGUGUAUGGGCCUAAACAUAUCCAUCCCUCUUUCAAAACCGUGGUGGCUAUUUUCGGGCAUGACUGCGCACCCAAGACCCUGAUGGUGAGUGAGGUGGGGAAGCAGGCCCACAGUGCCCCGCCAGUGGCCCUACAGCUAUGGGGGAAGCACCAGUUUGUGCUCGGGAGGCCACAAGACUUGAAAAUCGGAAUGUAUUCCAAUAUGUCCAAUUACGAGGUCAAAGAGAACGAGCAAGCCAGGAUCGUACGGGGGUUCCAGGUGAAGCUGGGGAAAGUGAGCCGAUUGAUUUACGUGAUCGCUUCCCGCAAUGCAGAUGACCUAUCGGACUUCACUCUCCGGGUUCAAGUGAAGGAUGACCACGAAAGCAUCCUUGCUCAGUUUUGCGUACAGACGCCUCAACCCCUGCCAAAAACAGGGGUACGCACCACAGGGCAGAGGAGGUUCCUCAAGAAGAAAGAGGUAGGGAAGAUUUUACUCUCUCCACUUGCUGUAACAACGAAAUAUCCUAUGUUCCAAGAUCGAUGCAUCACUAGUUUGAAGUACGGCAAGCUCCUCAAGACCGUGAUGAGGCAAAACAAGAACCAGUACCUCUUGGAGUACAGGAAGGGAGAUGUGAUUGCGUUGCUUAGUGAGGAGAAAAUCAAAUUGAAAGGACAGCUGUGGACCAAAGAGUGGUAUAUAGGGUACUAUCAAGGCAAGAUAGGACUUGUGCAUGCCAAAAACGUGCUGGUGGUCGGCAAAAUCAAACCUAGUUUUUUUGGGUCUGAUCUCACGACUACAAUGCUGCUGGAUCAGAUUUUGAAACCUUGCAAGUUCUUGACAUACAUCUAUGCGUCAGUAAGGACGAUGCUGAUGGAGAACAUCGGCAGCUGGAGGGCAUUCGCCGAUGCACUGGGCUACUACAAUCUGCCACUGUCGUUUUUCUGUCGGACUGAUUUGGACAGUGAGCCGGAAAAGGUGGCCUCAGUGCUGGAGAAGCUGAAGGAGUAUUGCAACAACGGCGACGACAAAGAGAGGAAGUCCUUCCAGAAGUACCUCAUGACAGCCUUGCUGAAGAUAGACUGCCAGGGCCUGGUUGCCCGGCUCAUCCAGGACUUUGUGCUGCUCACCACGGCUGUGGAGGUGGCUGCAAGGUGGAGGGAGCUGGCAGAGAAACUAGCCAAGGUCUCUAAGCAACAGAUGGACGCCUACGAAGCUCCUCACAGAGACAAGAACGGGGUGCUCGACUCGGAGGCGAUGUGGAAGCCCGCCUAUGACUUCCUACUGACCUGGGCUGCCCAGAUGGGGGACAGUUACCGCGAUGUGCUCCAGGAACUCCAUGUGGGGCUGGACAAGAUGAAGAACCCCAUCACCAAGCGCUGGAAGCACCUGACUGGCACACUCAUCCUCGUCAACUGCCUGGACGUCCUGAGAGCUUCAGCCUUCAGCCCGGCCGCACAGGACGACUUCGCCAUUUAACACCCCGGAGCACUCUGCCAGGGACUCAAUAUUCAUUUACUAUUUCAAACAUUUUAAAAGCCUUUUUUUUACCCCUUCCUAAAGAUAUUUUUUUGUUCCCCUACCAUUUUCUAAUAAAUCCUACUGACUGAACAAAGUACUCAGAAUGCCCAUUGCACGGCUCCAUCUUUAUUUUAUUAUCUGACUUGCACAGGAAAAAAAAAACAGUGAAAAGUUGAAAACAGUGAAUUAGUGACGAGCCCUUAUACAGGACAGUAUAGCAGUGAAUUAUCAAAUGGUGAAAUACCCAGGGGCCACGUGUUUCCAUCAAGUAUUUGGGACAAGUCCAGACCUGGGAGUUGGUCUGCUUUACCCCAGUCGGACUUGCAUUUGCUUAUUAAAUAUCUUGACAUCCCUGAAUAAAUAAUCACCAUGUCGCUCAACCAGUCUGUUAGUCAGUUGCUGUUGCAGAAACACAUUUUUUGGGAGGGAUAAAAUGAACUCAUGUCCUAAGUUUAGAAAUAAUAAAGAACUUUGUUCAAUGACAGACGGUUUGAUGGGGAGUCUGUCUCAGUGGCAUUGAAGACUAGGGGGUGCAGGUACUCGAAUAAUUAGCUUUUUAAGAGGUAUUUGUCGGCAGAUGUUAAAUUAAUCUAUUUAUUAAUGUGGUGAUUUUCAAAACAAGAAAAGCUUACCUCCCCUCACAUUUACAUUUGAGUACCAACCAAUGGCAAUUAACUUCCAGAGUGUUUUAAAAGCCAAUUAGAAUAAAAUGUUCCUAUCACCCUAGGUGCUGACAUUUUAACUGUCGUACUACCUUAUCGAGGCUGUAAACUGACCAUGAUAUGUUGCAAAACUAGCAAGUGCACCUGAUUCAUGACGUACAUGUAACCUUUUCUUUAACCUCAAGAGCUACCGCUGUGGAAACGGAUAUGUAUUUCUUUGAGUUUAAUUGGAGAUUACAUUUUGCCCCGGACUACAAUCCCACGAUUCACUCUAGAGAUGACACAUUUCUAAAACGAUUUCCAAAAAAAAGAUUUCCCAUCAAAAUUGAGACAGGUCAGACAAAUAAUGGCUUCUAAAAUCUAAUUGAGUUUUAGAUAAUUUGGUUACUACAGGUUCUAUAUUAAAUCACACUGUCAGCUUGUCAUUGAUUGAUACUCAAUAAUUGUGAAAACAAGGGAAACCGAGGGAACGCAUUAUUUUGUGUUGAGCAAUUAACAUGCUUUGUUCCAUUUCAUUAAUACCUAAUUACAAAUUUCUUAAAGAUAGUUAAUCUGAAAAUACGAGUAUCAGCAUGCGCAUAUUGAAGACCUUGAGAGAGACUUCUAGUCAAAACAUUUGCCAUUGAACCUGUUAAGUUUCUUUUUGCAUUUCUGCAUCACUGGUAAAUUCUAUUCAGGGAAUAUGGGAUGGGUCGCUCUUUAUCAAACGUGUUUGAAGAGGGACAAUUAUCUGUUCAGAGGAUCCAAUAUAUUUAUUGAGUAGUGGGGUAAAAUGGAUCCUACUACCCUUAGACAUUCUGCAGUUAUUUAUCAGUAAAAAUACUUGUCAGAUGCUCAUAAUAAUAUACAUGAAGAAAUUCAUAGAAAAACAUGAAAAAAAGUCAAAGUUCAAUUUUCUUUUUCAGUACACAUUUGUUGGUUAUGUGUGUUAUUCUUUUUAAAUCUGCCAUCCAUUUUGUUUUACUGGUGAUGUUACCUUCAUAAGAACACUCUAGAAGGAAGACGAUCGAACAGUUCACGACAAUGAACUGGUUUUUACAACUGCGUAUUUGUAUAUUUUUGUACUGAAUCUUGCUUAAAAAAAUGAAUUAAGAUUUUUUGACCUUUUUAGGCUGUAUGCUUUUUUUACUAUUCCUGUGAUAGCAGUGCCAUAAACUAUAGAGAAAAAUAACAUUGAGCCUUUCUGAUACUUCUGUAGCCUCUGUUUUAAAGCUUUUUUUUGGUACAAAUUACAGAGAACAAAAAUGACAAUCAGUUACAUUUUCUACAAGAGACUGGAGAUGAUUGCACUAGUAUGUAUAACAGGAACCCCCACCUAUAGUUUUGACAUGUACAUAAUUUGUAAGUUGUGAACAUAUUGGUUUCAAAAACAUUUACAGCUGUUUUAAAUUGUAUGAAUUUUGCUUUGUUUUUUUUUGUGUUUUUUGAAUAUACAUUGGUACAAACCUUGCUGGCGUCUUUACUUACUGGCUUGCCCUACACGUGUACUUUGGAAAGGCGAAAUUAAUGCAGUACAUUGUGUUUUGUUUCAAUGCAGUCUACUGUAAAUAACUUGAUCUUCAGAAACAUGGCAAAUGUAAGGUGUUACACGCUAGUCAUAAAUGUAGGAUGCAAAUACCAAAUGGGGGGUAUAGAAUUUGAACACUCACCUAGAGAAAUAACUUUUUUUUAGUAGUCCACACUAUGGGCCCCAUUUAUCAAGACUUUUAAAGCAAAAUGCACACUGCUAAUGUUAAAACUAGUACCAUACAACUCUGCCAUAUUUCUGUAUCAUUAAAUGAACCUUUUAUCAAGCUCAGAAAACCCUGGGACCAUAAACUGAUUAGACUGAAUCAUGGACUACAUCUACAGUAGUCAAGGGGGCACGAUGUAAACUGGAUGAAAGUACCUGUAUUGCACAUCCUAUUUCUUAUGCUAUAGUGCCUUUGAUGAAGGCUGUACGAGUGGUAGUUGACCACAACUCGAGUUAUGUAUUCUGAACGUGAGGGCGCUACUGAAUGUCAAAGUCAACUACCACAUGGUAGCGCAUUCCUUGAGGGAACUGUCGCUAUUAGGAAACGAUUCUUUAAAUAAACACUUUAAAAUUACCUUGA
Molecule: messenger RNA, 5866 nt
Organism: Polyodon spathula (Mississippi paddlefish)
Lineage: Eukaryota; Metazoa; Chordata; Actinopteri; Acipenseriformes; Polyodontidae
Product: SH3 domain-binding protein 4-A-like
Exons: 5
Coding region: 184-3069 (961 amino acids)
Cellular component (GO): cytoplasm
Molecular function (GO): protein binding
Source: RefSeq, a predicted model, not a curated record